Messenger RNA from Akanthomyces muscarius, 2256 nucleotides. RefSeq lists its product as uncharacterized. Bases 1 to 2256 code for a protein of 751 amino acids. Gene Ontology annotation, molecular function: DNA-binding transcription factor activity, RNA polymerase II-specific; zinc ion binding; DNA binding. The record is from RefSeq and is a predicted model, not a curated record. Gene Ontology annotation, biological process: regulation of DNA-templated transcription; DNA-templated transcription. The transcript is spliced from 7 exons. Lineage: Eukaryota; Fungi; Ascomycota; Sordariomycetes; Hypocreales; Cordycipitaceae.
AUGACAUCACCGUCGCCGUCCGCCAACGAAGCGGCGUCGUCGGCGAAAAAGGCGCGCGCGAAGCAUGCCUGCACCGUCUGCAACUCACGGCGAGUGCGCUGUGACGUGAUGGAGGUGCAGCCAUGCACAAACUGUGCCGAUGCUGGUGUGCCCUGCGAGGUGCUACCGUCAAGAAGAGGAAGAUAUCCUCGCAAGCCACGACAUAAAGGACCCAGAACAAGGCAUGCCCGGAAUGGAGCAUCUGCGUCCGCCACCGCGGAGAGCACGGAUCCAGAGGACCAGAUUCACAGAGAGGCCCACGCAACCACCACCACCACCACCCAGUCGCCGUCUCGGGCUGCUGCUGCUGCUACUGCUGCUCCAUCCUCCUCCACGCCGUUUAGCAGUGUAGGCGCGUGCCACAGCUACCGCACGCGGAAGCAGACGGCCGCGCGCGAAGCCAGCCCUCCCGCGUCGCCCACGCCGGCCUCGUCGGCCAAGGCGUCUGGUGCGCGCUUCUUUGGCGAGAGCAACUUCCUGACCAUUGUCUCGGGCGGCCGCGAGGGCGACGGCACUAGCUCCAGCCAACCCGGCGGCAGCCGGUCUCGGUACACGUUUCAUCUCCCGGCCAAGAGACCGAACCCGGCCCAGGCUGAAGGCGCUGGCAUCAAGGAGUCCACCCUGCGGUACCUGCGUGACGAGGGCGUCUUUGACCUGCCAUCGCAGGAGCAGUGUGCGCCGGCGCUUCGAGCCUUUUUUACCUGGUUCCACCCGUGCUUUCCUGUGGUCGAUGCUGCGGACCUCGCAAAGCGCUUCACGGAAAACCGGGUGCCCAAGGUGCUGAUGUAUGCGAUGCUGCUUGUUGGGUGCACCUACUGCAACGACUCGGUGAUUUCAGACAUGGGGUUCAGCGACCGGUUCCAGGCCAAGACGCUGUUUUACACGAGGGCAAAGUUGCUGUUCGAUGCCGACUGGGAACGGGACGAGAUUACGCUGAUUCAGUCGCUGUUUCUGAUGAGUUUUCAGAGAAACGGACCUGCGGACGUUCGCGAUGUACGGUAUUGGCUCGGCAACGUGAUUACCCUGUCAGAGUCUAUUGGCCUUCAUCGAUCUUCAUGCUCAGUCUCAAAAACAGUAGAGACGCCAACGAUGAGAAGGAGAAUUUGGUGGUCGAUUUAUGUACGCGAACGCCAGUCAGCAGCGUCGCUAGGCUUGCCUAGCCGCAUCAGAGACGAGGACUGCGACAUUGAGACGCUGACGGCCGCGGAUCUGGAGGCCCCCGACGUUGACCUAGACCACCCCAUCCUCGCGCCGACGAAGCCCGAGCACAUAACCUAUGCCAUCAAAAUGGUGGAAGUUUCAAGACUAAUCGGGCGCAUCAUUGACUUGCACUUUGUCCCCGGCCGGACAGGCUCCAAAGCCAAAGACGUGGAGAGCCUAGACAAUGCCCUCGAGGCAUGGAAGGACAGCCUCCCGCAGAGCAUGCGCUUUUUAUCGGACGAGACGAAUACCUCGGUCUGGGCGUGCCUCUUGCACCUGGCCUACAACCACCUUCGGAUUCUUAUCCAUCGAAACAGCUACCUCCACUCCAACGACAAGACAGAGAGCAGCAUGAUUGUCACUGCGUCUGCAUGCCGCAUCAGUCGAAUCGCCGAAGACAUGUACACGAGCGGCAUACUAGGCUGCGGUCAGAUGCACAUGAUCACGAGUCUCUUCACAUCGCUGUGCAUCCACGUCAUCAGCAUCCGGCGCGACACGGGCGUCAACCGGCGCAUCGCCGAGAACCGCGCGCAAAUGUGUCUCAUCUGCCUCAAGGAGAUUCAAAAGUACUGGCGCAUCAACAACAACGUCCUCGACAUCUUCUUCCAGUACCUCGACGCCUCCAUCGCCGACCGCCUGCACGCCAAGCAGCUCUAUGCCGGCAACGGCCACCCCGGCUUCGCUGCGGCGGCGGCGGCAGCGGCAGCCACCCAUAGUGAGACGGCGCAGACGUCGCUGCCGCCGGCGUCGUUUUCCAUCAGCGCGAGCAUGCCCUGGCAGCAGACAAUGGCGACGCCAACGGCGACAACGACGACGCAGGAGCUGCCGGAGCAGCAGCAGCUGCAGACGCCAAUGAUGAACUUUCCGGGGGCGGCGAGCAAUGUCCCGGAUAUCAUCUUUGACGAUCAGUAUUUUACGAACUUGAUGAAUGGCCACUGGGAGGCGGACGAGAAGAUAAGCGAGCUGGGUCUGUUUCUGCAGGCCGAAGACAUUACUGGCGGCAGAGGAUGGAGGUGA